AAAAAUAGUUCCUGCUGUUAGUGAACCGAAGCUGUGAAGUUUAGAUGUGCAUUUUAUUGCUCAAUAAUAUUCAUCCUUCCAUGAUCAUCUCGUUCAUGAGCUUUGGAUACCUAAACAUCGGGGUUAUCCUGUCGGUUCGUUCUAAUCUCCGCCAUCGCCAUUCGCCCCGCUCGCAACAUCUUCUCCUCCAAUGGAGGCCAAUUAUGGUAUGUGCAACUUCUGAGGCAUAUAGGGUCUGCCAGGGGUGACGUCGGCCCUUGAGCUUUUCAGGGGUCGUUCAUUCGCCUUGAUAACAGUCUUGGGGACCCACCAGCAAUUGGUUUCAAAUAGACAGCACUUCGUUCCGGAUUUCUCUCUUUUUCCGUCUUCCGCGAUGCGAGGGAUGAUGGGGUCAGGUGACAGUCGCUGGAAGGGGAAUCGCGAUGAUGAGGGAGGAGGGUGGAUCUGCAGCGGAAUCCCAUCCGGCCCAUGGUGAUCUUCAUGAUCGGGGCGGAGGGCUUCAUCGGAUCCCAACUCUGCGAGAAGCUGAUGGGGGAGACCCUCCUCACCGAGUUCGCGGUGAACGCCUACAGCGACGAGAUCAAGCACAUCUUGGAGCCGGCCCGCCAGGCAGAGCAGCAGCUCCGGAUACCCCUGGGUCGGUCGAAUCCACUUCCACCGCCUCAACAUCAAGUACAACUCCAGGCUCGGGGUCCUCAUCAGGAUGUCCGAUGUGACGAUCAUGCGAUCUGCACGCCGGCAUAUCACGACACUCGUCCGCUUGAUGCCAUCUCAGCAAUUUCGUCGACGCUUCCAAAUUUAAGAGUCACUUGCACUUCCUCAGUUUGACUGUCCAAUUUCCGCUGAUAUCUUUUUUUUCAAUUUUGUUGCUGAUUAGGUGUUGCUCAGAGAACAAUAAGCGGCUCACUCACUUCUCCACUUGUAAAGUCUAUGGAACAAUAAUUAGGAGCGUCCUUCCAAAGGAUCACCCGUAGACAGGUAUUGCAGUCUGUGGAUCACCUAAAAGCGAAGGACCUAAAGUGAAGGAACAUCGUGCAUUGACAGCGAAUUCUACCGUGAAGGGUGAAGGGAAUGAUGACACUGACAAACGGAUUGUCAGCAUGACUAUUCUCAAUAAACAACUUGGUUGGAAUCCAAGAUAUCACUGUGGAACUUGCUCGAGUUGACUCUUACCUACCAGGUGGACAAUGGCAAAAUCUACCGCGUCCACUUAGGUGCAACCGAAUUUGGAAGUCAACCUUCGUGGCCCUACAUGUAUCUGCAUCGACAUUAUGACCACAAGAUCGACUGGAAUAAUCCUCAGUGGAAUGAAUGGUUGUCUCUCUCGCCUCAGCACGAUACCAGGCGGCUCCACCGAGACAAUCCGCUGGCAGGGAAAACCAUGGGCAUUUUUCCGCGGCGGUUUCGGGUAACAGGAGUUACGCAUUGCCGCUUGGACCCCACCUUUCUUAUUGCGAGACGACUUUGGCUGCAUGCUCUCCGCCACGGACCACCGAAAUCGGAUGUCAUUGGACCUCGCACGGGCGAUGCCAUUCACUUCUUCGAGCCAAUUGGACAUGACGGCCGUCUGUUCGCUGUCGGAGGUAGACGCAGCCGAGUCCACCAACUUCACCCACAGGAAGUUGGAAAACAUGCGACUGAAACCGAUGGAAUGCGAGGUUGUGAUCCCUCCCCGUCCCUCCGAUUCCGAAAACCACGUACGUACUUUACCACCUCAAAAACCGGCGGCACUCACAGCUCCACGCCCCGGAGAAGGACAUGGGAGCGAUGCCCAUCGAAGCGAGCGGCGCUCUGCUCAUGGUAUCCUCCGUUUCCCUUUCGUUUUCUGACAUUUCUUUUAUGUGAUUUCUGCGGUCCGCCAACGAAGAGCUGCGACGUAGGAGUAGAAGUCGUGACGCAGCAUUAGACGCACCUUUCAGAGAACUGAGCUAUAUGGUCUUCACGCUCCUGGGUGCUUCGGAGACUUUGCGACCCUCGGGGUUUCGUUGUCUCGCGCGCUUUACCGGCUCGGCGGCCGCCCCAUGAAAAGGUAGGGCAGCGAAGGGAAGAGCAGCGAGAGCAUUAGUGUCGUAAUUGAUAGUUGUAGGAAGUGAAUGAUGAAGAUGGAUGGAGGGAAUGGCGUGCCCGGGGGAAUGCUGCCCACCAGCAUGGGCUCUGGAGGAUUGCUAGGCCUGGAUAUGUCUCUCCACCCUCACCAACAGAUGCAGCAGCAACAGCAGCCGCUGCUUCAUCACCAGCUCCAGCAGACGCACCACAUGCUGCCGUUCCAGGCUCCGACAGCCAGUGACGGCGACCGCCAGGCCGAGCAGCACCCCGUGAGGCACGCCCAGUACGUGCCCCCGUUUGGCCACGUCAGGGAUAAACAGCAGCCGGCCAUGAGUUCCGAGGAGGAGCCCAGAUACGGGGACGAGGUCGAUGACCAGGUGCGGCGGGGAGGGAUGUCGCAGCCGUCGCCGUCGGCCUCUCCGUGGCAGCGGAUGAAGUGGACCGACGGCAUGGUCCGGCUCCUCAUCCAGGUGGUCUACCGCGUGGGGGACGACGGCGGUGGGGCGGAGGGGGAGCAGCAGCAACCCCAGGGCUCGGUUGCAAAGGGCAAGAAGUCGUCGUCCGCGGCGGCGGCGGCAUCGGCAUCGGCAUCGGCAUCGGCGUCGGCGCUGCUGCAGAAGAAGGGGAAGUGGAAGUCGGUGUCGCGGGCAAUGAUGGACAAGGGGUUCUUCGUGUCGCCGCAGCAGUGCGAGGACAAGUUCAACGACCUGAACAAGCGAUACAAGCGGGUGAACGACCUCCUUGGCAAGGGAACGGCCUGCCGGGUGGUGGAGAACCAGGCUCUCCUCGAGACCAUGGACCUCUCCCCCAAGGCUAAGGAGGAAGCCCGCAAGCUCCUCAACUCCAAGCACCUCUUCUUCCGCGAGAUGUGCGCCUACCACAACGCUGGAGCUUACUCCGCCUGCGCCGCCCCUCCCCCUCCGCAGAUGCCGCCGCCCCAUUCCUCAGAUCAGCAGCAGCACUGCUUCCACCACCCGCCUGGCCGAGCUGACACGGCACUGUCCACGAGGAAGGUUGCAGGAGGUAGCAGGGCCGCCAUCGUCGCCGACGAGGAGGGAAUGGCGGAAGAUAUGGACGAUGACGAUGAUGUGGACAGCGAGGACGAUGACGACUACGAUGACGAGGAUGAUGAUGAUGACGACGACAUGGAAGGACACAACCAUAAGCGCUACGGGCACCACCACCAACACAAGCACGACGAGGUGGGGGAGGACGAGGACAACAAGAAGCACAGGAAGACGGCGUCUCAGACGUCAGCCUCCCCUCCGCUCUCACUGACGCUGUCGUCGCCAUCCAGCUCCGUGCAGCAGUUGCGGUCCGAGAUGGUGGCCAUGUCCGGCGGGGGUGAGCAGCAGCAACGGCAGUGGCUGAAGAGGAAGGCAGCGGAGCUGGAGGAGCAGCGGGUGGCGUACCAGUGCCGGGCCUUCCAACUGGAGCGCCAGCGCUUCAAAUGGCUCCGCUUCAGCACUAACAAGGGACGCGAGAUGGAGCGCAUGAAGCUGGAGAACGAACGCCUCCGCCUUGAGAACGACCGCAUGGCGCUGCUACUCCGACAAAGAGAGCUCGAGCUCAUACAGGGAGGCAGCGGCGGCGGUGGCGGUGGCGGUGGCGUCUCCUCCUCCGCCGAGCAGCAGCUAAUGCUUCAGAACACCAAUGCCAAUCCUAGCUCUGCUACUACGGUCUAAAGCUUGUCUUCUUUGUCGCCCCAGGAAAGAUUAAGACGGAGGAGGCUUCAAUGCACUGCAGCGGGCAAUUAACGUGCACAUUCCUGCCUUUGCAAUAGCAUGAUGGUGUUAUGACCACAAGUAGACGCGAAAACCCGGAAUGAGUUCUUUUAUGGUAUCUUUGUAAUUUUUCCUUCACUUAAGUUUGGCGUUUUACUGUAACGAAGAACUGAUACAUUUUCGUUUACGAAAUUCUGUGAAAUUCAGAAACAAAAGAGUCGAAAAUUCGUGGAAUAUAAUAGUGUAAAGAAUAUAAAUUAGAAUUAGAUGUAAUGUUAUUGAUAAAAAAAAUUAAAGAUAGUA
Messenger RNA from Musa acuminata AAA Group (dessert banana), 4073 nucleotides. RefSeq lists its product as uncharacterized. NCBI's taxonomy places the organism in Eukaryota, Viridiplantae, Streptophyta, Magnoliopsida, Zingiberales, Musaceae. The transcript is spliced from 10 exons. The record is from RefSeq and is a predicted model, not a curated record. The coding region runs from base 2094 to 3731 and encodes 545 amino acids.